Messenger RNA from Juglans regia (Persian walnut), 4029 nucleotides. RefSeq names its product phospholipase D beta 2-like. Gene Ontology annotation, molecular function: D-type glycerophospholipase activity. The record is from RefSeq and is a predicted model, not a curated record. Gene Ontology annotation, cellular component: plasma membrane. Bases 535 to 3801 code for a protein of 1088 amino acids. Lineage: Eukaryota; Viridiplantae; Streptophyta; Magnoliopsida; Fagales; Juglandaceae. Gene Ontology annotation, biological process: phospholipid catabolic process. The transcript has 10 exons.
CCGGGUGGCAAGUUCCAAAUUCCAAUCUGCCUUCUUCUUCUUUCUUUUUCGAAGAUUCCAAAUCAAUUUUGUGUUUUCAUUCAUCUUUUUGGAUGAUCAAACCUUGAAAGGUACCCCACUUGUUAUCUUUCCCUCUACGAUUUCUCUGACCAAAAUUCCCUUUUGAGCUUUAUUUUUGGUUGAUCUUUGUCACUAAGAUUCGAACUCUUUUUUUUAUCUGAGCUAUCAAAUUCUAACAUCGUUUGUUCCUCUCUGCAUCUUUUGCUCUGUUCGUUAAAUAUACAAUCUUUUGCGCCUGUAUCCAAUCAGCAAAAGAUUAUUCCUGUCUCUUUCACUCUGCCUCUGUUAUUGCUUUGUUUUCUAUAUACAUCUUAGCUUGUUGGAUAUAUAUUUCAUCAAGGUCCAAUAUAUGGACAUCAAAAUUGUCCUCGGAAGGGAUGCAUCUGACAUGCUCUGUAAUAGUAUUGUUAAUUACUGUUCAUGAGCGAUUAUUCAUUCAAUUAUCAUCAUAAAGAACCAAAUUAGUGUUUGUUAAUGGAUAAUUACGGUUCAUCGUCGUCGUCAUCAUCAUCUUCAUACCCAAACCACAAUCCCUAUGCAUACCCUCCUCCUCCAUACCCACCACCAAGUCCAGAUCCAUAUCAUCCCCCUCCUUAUCCCUACCCAUAUGAUUCCGCUCAUUCUUACCCUUAUGCAUACCCGCCGCCGGAUUCGACCUCCCAUUCUGGCCCUUUAGACCAUCAUCACCAUCCUCCUCCGCCUCCUCCCCAUCCAUACCCAUAUCCACAUGCUCCAAUUUCCGAGAGUGCUCCUCAUCUAACCCUUCAAGACCAUAGUAGUUUUCAAUAUGGCUCUUCUCCUUACCAUUAUCAACAAUCCGGCCCAUACCCAUCUCCCGAAAUCCCACUUCAAGUCCCUUCUCGUGCCGAUAGCUUCUCCAACUAUCACCAGCAGCAUAGUUCAAGUUCUAUAGGAAUUGGAUCAUCCGUUAAUGUGGAUGGUGUUAAUUAUUCCACUGUUUCUCACACUUCUGCUUACGCACCUUUGGAUAAUCUUUUGAGCAAUGUGCAUUUGUAUGAUAAUCACCCUACUGCCCCGGCUUCACCCCCUGCUCCUUCAGUGCCACCAUUGACGAGUGCCCCUUCUAGUACGAGGUACGAUAGGCCUGGGGACUUUUAUGGCUAUCCUGGUCACUCGUUUUCGAGUACUUCGGACGGUUCUUAUUCAAGUCAGAUUGAUUCAUCUGAACAUUCUGCUUACGGCCACUUGAGCUCAUUCGAUGGGUCGCAGCAUAGUCAGUCCUUGCAGAUUGUGCCACAGCAGAAUAAAGGAUCUUUGAAGGUGUUGCUCUUACACGGGAAUUUAGAUAUUUGGGUUUACCAUGCGGAAAAUCUUCCGAAUAUGGACAUGUUCCAUAGAACUUUGGGGGAUGUUUUUACGAAAUUUCCAGGGAAUGCAAACAAUGAAGUUGAAGUCCACACGGAUAAUAAGAUCACCAGUGAUCCAUAUGUUUCACUAUCAGUAUCGAAUGCUGUAAUUGGCAGGACUUUUGUGAUUAGUAAUAGCGAAAAUCCUGUUUGGAAGCAACAUUUCUAUGCUCCUGUCGCACAUUGCGCCGCUGAAGUGCAUUUUGUGGUUAAAGAUAGUGAUGUGGUGGGGUCACAGCUUAUGGGAGUCGUGGCAAUUCCCGUGGAACAGAUAUAUUCGGGGGUAAAGGUUGAAGGAACCUUCCCAAUCUUGAAUGGUAGCGGGAAGCCUUGUAAUCCCGGAGCAGCCUUGAAGCUUUCGAUUCAGUACACUCCAAUUGAAAAAUUGAGCAUUUAUCAUCAAGGAGUGGGGGCAGGCCCUGAUUAUCACGGAGUUCCUGGAACAUACUUUCCUCUCAGGAAAAGUGGAACGGUAACGCUUUAUCAAGAUGCCCAUGUUCCAGAUGGAUCCCUUCCAAACCUGAAGCUCGAUGGAGGGAUGCACUUUGUGCAUGGAAAGUGCUGGCAUGACAUUUUUUAUGCAAUACGCCAGGCCCGUCGUUUGAUUUACAUUACAGGUUGGUCUGUGUGGCACAAAGUUAAACUGAUUCGGGAUGCUGAUCAAGCUUCAAAUUUCACGCUGGGAGAUCUUCUGAAGUCCAAGUCCCAGGAAGGAGUAAGAGUGUUGCUUCUUAUCUGGGAUGAUCCGACCUCGAGGAACAUUUUGGGUUAUAAAGCAGAUGGAAUCAUGCAAACCCAUGAUGAGGAAACUCGUCGUUUCUUUAAGAACUCUUCUGUGCAAGUGCUUCUUUGUCCCCGCAUUGCUGGAAAGCGACAUAGUUGGAUCAAGCAAAGAGAAGUCGAAACAAUCUAUACACACCAUCAAAAAACUGUAAUUGUGGAUUCCGAUGCUGGCAACAAUAGAAGGAAGAUAAUAGCUUUUGUUGGAGGACUUGAUUUAUGUGAUGGCCGAUAUGAUACUCCACAGCAUCCAAUAUUUCGAACUCUCCAAACAGUGCAUAAGGAAGACUAUCACAACCCUACUUACACGGGUAAUGUUGAUGGUUGUCCACGAGAGCCAUGGCAUGAUUUGCACUCUAGAAUUGAUGGUCCAGCGGCAUAUGACGUUCUGACCAACUUCGAGGAACGCUGGUUAAAGGCUGCAAAACCUCAUGGGAUUAAAAAACUCAAAAUGUCAUAUGAUGAUGCCUUGCUCAGGUUAGAAAGAAUUCCAGACAUUGUUGGACUGUCUAAUGUUCCUUGCACUAGUGAGAAUGAUCCAGAAGCUUGGCAUGUUCAGAUUUUUCGUUCCAUUGAUUCCAAUUCUGUUAGUGGCUUCCCAAAGGAUCCAAAAGAAGCCCCAGCCAAGAACCUGGUGUGUGGGAAGAAUGUGCUGAUUGACAUGAGCAUACACACGGCAUAUGUUAAGGCCAUUCGUGCUGCGCAGCAUUUCAUUUAUAUAGAGAAUCAGUAUUUCAUUGGAUCUUCGUACAAUUGGAGUUCAAAUAAAGAUGUAGGUGCUAACAAUUUGAUCCCAAUGGAAAUUGCCCUUAAGAUUGCCGAUAAAAUUAGAGCAAAUGAGAGAUUUUCCGUAUAUAUAGUUAUCCCAAUGUGGCCAGAAGGUGUUCCUACUGGUGCUGCUACUCAAAGAAUUCUAUUUUGGCAGAACAAAACAAUGCAAAUGAUGUAUGAGACUAUCUACAAGGCUUUGGAGGAGGCUGGGCUUGAGGGCGCAUUUUCACCACAAGACUAUCUGAACUUCUUUUGUCUUGGCAAUCGUGAGGCCAUAGACGGUUAUGACACCACUUCCUCUGGGGGUCAUACUGCAGCUAGCUCUCCUCAGGCACUGAGCAAAAAAAGUCGACGAUUUAUGAUUUAUGUUCAUUCAAAGGGCAUGAUAGUCGAUGAUGAAUAUGUAAUAUUGGGUUCUGCAAACAUCAACCAGCGCUCCAUGGAGGGCACAAGGGACACUGAGAUUGCAAUGGGAGCAUAUCAACCUCAUCAUACUUGGGCAAGAAAAGCUUCUAAUCCGCUCGGACAGAUUUAUGGAUACAGGAUGUCAUUAUGGGCGGAGCAUACUGGAGGUAUUGAGGACUGCUUCACACAACCAGAGUCUCUGGAAUGCGUUAGAAAAGUUAGAUCACUGGGAGAGAUGAACUGGAAACAAUUUGCUGCUGAUGAGGUGACGGAGAUGAGGGGCCACCUAUUGAAGUACCCAGUUGAAGUUGAUCAUAAGGGCAAGGUGAGGCCCCUUCCCGGAUGUGAAACUUUCCCAGAUGUUGGAGGAAGUAUUGUGGGUUCCUUUCUUGCCAUUCAGGAGAAUUUAACCAUCUGAGCAGAUUGCAUCCUCCUACUACUUGCUACAAAAUAUUGAUGAGAAUGAAAACUAAAGAGUAGGAGCAAGUAGAAUCUUGACAUGUAUUUGUCCUCUGUUUGAAACCCAUGAUGAUAUGUGGUAUUUUUUCUUGCAUCUCUCUCACCUCAUCUUGUGUUAGUAUACUGUUCAGAGCACCUUGACAGUGUGUUUCCAAAGAAGAAGAAGAAGCAGCAGCUCGUGUUUUAA